CCCUGCAACGAGUUCUGCACGAUUCUGUUCGUUACACGUGCGUCGCGAAAGUUUGCAAAAAAAAAAACAUUAGAAAAAUGAACCUGGUGGCGUUCGGACUCAUCUUGAUCUGCUGCAACGCGUGGGCAGCGAAGACAAAGUUUAAAGACUUAUUAUAUGCGGAGAACGGGCUUGAGGAUUUUCUUAAGAAGUUAAAAACUACAUUAAAGACUGGAAACGAGUCACUCGGAAUUCCGGUUCUCGAUCCAUUCCACGCGGACCGCCUACAGUUCAAUGUAGACGAGGACGUAGUAAAAUUGGAUGCGAUCUUGACGAAUGUCAACGCAAACGGUUUGUCCGAAUAUGAUAUUGUCAAGAGUGCCCUCACGUUGUUACCACCUUCUUUGGAUCUUCACCUUUCGUGGCCAUUUAUAUCCUUAAAUACCGAUUAUUCUGUGAAUGCUAUAAUCAACGGCUUCAACAUUUACGGCAAGGGUGCGAUUAAAAUGUCCGCGAGAGGUUUCGCUUUUGAUACGAACUUAAAUAUGACAUUGGAAGGCGGGAUAUUCGACGGACACGUGCAAAUACAGGACAUGAAAUUGAAACUUUCUUUAAAAUCGCUAGAUUUGAAAGUGACAGGUCUUUUUAAUGACGAUGAUUUGUCCGCAAUACUGAGUGCUGUGAUUUCCGAUAUGGCACCUAAUAUCCUCAACAAUGAUACGAUUGUACAGGAGAUCAUUAAACUUGUGAAAAAGUAUGUUAACACUUUCUUAUGCACUAAGAAACUUUCUGAAUUAAUGAAAUUGCUAUAUCCAUAGUCCAGCAUUGAAGCUUUUCGCCAUAUUAACAUCAUUCUUGUCUAAUCAGUCAUUUGUACGGUCACGAUCAAAUCGACGAAACGAUAUAGAUGUGCCAAAAAUAUAUACAGUUUAUUAAAGGUUAAGGCGAAAUGAAUAUGUUCCGGCGAGAACAUACUUAUGUCAUUAAUAUAUCAAAACGAGCGAGAGUUUUACUGAAAAAAUUAGUUAAAAUUCGUUCUCCGAAACGUCUUUUUAUCUAUCUGGAAUGCUUUAAUGUUGGUGUAUUAAAAUAUUAAAUAUUUUAUAUGUACAAUAUACAUAUUUCUGCGACAAAUUAAAUAUUAAUUUAUCCUGGUUCUGGUCUGACUUACUUAUUUUAAACAAAUGAGUAAAGGAGCCUGUUGUACAGCAGAAUGUUGUAUCUUUUUAACAUUUAUGUAUGUACAUUUAUAUAUAUUUAACGUAUAUUUUAGGCUACAUUGUAAUACGUCUGUUAAUUCGAUUUUAAAUAAAAUACAAAUUUACUCUUGCA
This is a messenger RNA of Vollenhovia emeryi, 1311 nucleotides long. RefSeq lists its product as uncharacterized. Lineage: Eukaryota; Metazoa; Arthropoda; Insecta; Hymenoptera; Formicidae. The transcript is spliced from 7 exons. The coding region runs from base 78 to 797 and encodes 239 amino acids. The record is from RefSeq and is a predicted model, not a curated record.